Vanessa tameamea is the source of this 1707-nucleotide messenger RNA. RefSeq lists its product as uncharacterized. Gene Ontology annotation, biological process: positive regulation of cilium assembly; positive regulation of protein localization to cilium; regulation of cytokinesis. The transcript is spliced from 7 exons. Gene Ontology annotation, cellular component: midbody; ciliary basal body; centrosome. The record is from RefSeq and is a predicted model, not a curated record. Bases 28 to 1557 code for a protein of 509 amino acids. Lineage: Eukaryota; Metazoa; Arthropoda; Insecta; Lepidoptera; Nymphalidae.
GGUUUACAAACUGUCAUAUUCAUUAUCAUGGCGGAGGACGAAGACGGUGUUUCGGAUAAAAAAGCAACUGAAAGUUCAAAUAAUGGAGAAUCUUCGCAAGAUAAUCAACAAAAUGCCAUUAAACCCGACUUAGGAAUAGAAGAAGCUAAGUAUGAUGUUAAAGAAAAUGGAGAUGCGGAGCCUGUUGAACCUAUAUGUUCAUCGUCUAAAUCGACUGGUGCAGUGCGCAAAGAAGAGAAUCCUUUUUCUUUCCGGCACUUUUUGAAGCGAGACCUGUCUCUGCCAGGGAAUUCAACAUAUGAAAACACGGGAGCCAGGCCGAAAGUUUACGCGAAUACAGUGCAGCAUUCUCCAACAAAAAUAGAUAUUCACGCUGAUUCGAGGCGUGACAAAAUACGUUCAAGUGAAAUUCAAGCCAAAGAUAAACAAAGUGAUGGCAUAAGCCUUCGUAACUGUGACAAUACGUCUUCGAGUAGUUCCGUAGAAAUACCUUUUAGUGUAGUUGAUAAUACCGAUUCUAAGCAUAAUCUAUACGCGGAUAGUUCCGACGGGCCUUUUUUUCACAGGCCUAACUUAGCUUCGGAGCCUUUAGGCAUGCCGUCAUUACCUGAUUUUGUGCAAGACCACAUAUUAGUGGAGCAAGCCUAUUUGAACUCUAAUGGCCCUAUAUCUGUCGAUUUGGACAAUUUACCUGAUUUCACAUUUAAUACUAAUUUUAAUGCUGGAUCAUCGGCUUCCUUGGGAAGAAGGAAUAAAAGUGGAUAUGGUAGUAAUAGGGGUUAUGACUUUGAAUCUUACAUGGGAGCGGCCUCCACAUCUGCAGACUCUGGUCCAUCCACUCGUAACAUUCCUUUGGACUUGCCCACUGGUGCAGAGGCGGCUGGGCCGGUGCCUCUUGACCUGCCUGUGCACCUCAGCUUGGAUUUAACUGAGUCAGUUAACUCAGCUGAUCGCAGGAAUGUGUCUCCUAGAAAUAGUUUUCCAUUGGACUUGCCUCCUAAUGUAGGUGCAGAGUCCAUGAGGCUACCAGACUUCCUACCGGUGCAUCCUGGCAGAACUUCACCAGAACCAGAGCAUCAAGACGAGCAGUUGCAGCAAAUUAUCUCUGAAUUAGAGCGCAACAGGGCCGAGCUGUUCGCGGAGCGCAGUCGUCGCUCGCGCGCGGAGGAGGACGCUCGUGCGGCGCGCGAGGUGGCGACGCAGCUGCGCGCCGAGGCGGCGGCCGCGCGCGCCCGCCUGGGGGAGGCGCGGCGCGCCGACCGCGACUACGCCGGCCAGCUCGACGCCGUGUCGCAGCGCGCGCACUCCAACCUGCUCGACACCGCCGCCCGAGCAUCCGAGGCGGAAACGACGGUCUCCAAAUUGAAAAAUGAAAUAAAAAGACUAAAGGAGGAGCUGUCGGCGAGUCGCGCGGAGGCGCGCGGGCUGCGCGCGGCGCAGUGCGGCGUGGCGGCCGACCUGCGCCGCGCCAGCCACCGCGCCGAGACCUCGCUCAGGGAGCUCCUGUCGGGCUUGGAGCGGUUACGGACCCUGAGUUCGACGCUGGACCCGACAUGAUGCUAGCUCCCAUGUUCCUGUCGACGACACCUCAACUUUUGUAUUCAUUUAUUUCUCUAAACGCUGCUAUUUAUAAGAUAAUUUAUUAAAUAUAAUUAUUUAACCUAUACUGAGUUGAUUAUACUCUCUGUAACUCAGUUGUAAAAAUAU